GGCUCCCGCGUGGGGAAGGCGAUCGCGGCAGCGCGCACCCGCGCGUGCGUGAGUCGGCGCGCGAGCCCGGGCCCGGUCGCGCCGCGGCUCGAGCGGCCGUCGCCAUUUUGGAGGGUUCUCUCUGACGCGGGAGCCGCCGCCGCCGCCGCCACCCGGAGGCCGCUGUCAGGAUGGUGAAGCUGUUCAUCGGAAACCUGCCCCGCGAGGCCACGGAGCAGGAGAUCCGCUCCCUGUUCGAGCAGUACGGGAAGGUGCUGGAAUGUGACAUCAUUAAGAACUACGGCUUUGUGCACAUAGAGGACAAGACGGCGGCCGAGGAUGCCAUCCGCAACCUGCACCACUACAAGCUGCACGGGGUCAACAUCAACGUGGAAGCCAGCAAGAACAAGAGCAAAGCUUCCACCAAGCUCCACGUGGGCAACAUCAGUCCCACGUGUACCAACCAAGAGCUUCGCGCCAAGUUUGAGGAGUACGGUCCUGUCAUCGAGUGUGACAUCGUGAAGGAUUAUGCCUUUGUCCACAUGGAGCGGGCGGAGGAUGCCGUUGAGGCCAUCAGGGGCCUUGACAACACAGAGUUUCAAGGCAAACGAAUGCACGUGCAGUUGUCCACCAGUCGGCUUAGGACUGCACCCGGGAUGGGAGACCAGAGCGGCUGCUAUCGGUGCGGGAAAGAGGGGCACUGGUCCAAAGAGUGUCCCGUAGACCGCACAGGCCGCGUGGCGGACUUGACUGAGCAGUACAAUGAACAGUAUGGAGCAGUGCGCACGCCUUACACCAUGGGCUACGGGGAAUCUGUGUACUACAAUGAUGCAUACGGAGCACUCGACUACUACAAGCGGUACCGCGUCCGUUCCUACGAGGCAGUGGCAGCAGCAGCCGCGGCCUCUGCAUACAACUAUGCAGAGCAGACCAUGUCCCAUCUGCCUCAAGUCCAGAACACAGCUGUGACCAAUCACCUCAACUCCACUUCUGUCGAUCCCUACGACAGACACCUAUUGCCGAACUCGGCCACUGCUGCCACCUCAGCUGCUAUGGCUGUCGCCCCCACUUCCUCCUAUUAUGGAAGGGACAGGAGCCCCCUACGCCGCACUGCAGUGCUCCCCACAGUUGGCGAGGGCUAUGGUUACGGGCCCGAGAGCGAGCUGUCCCAAGCAUCAGCAGUGGCGCGGAAUUCUCUGUAUGACAUGGUUCGUUAUGAUCGGGAGCAGUGUGUCGACCGAGCACGGUACUCAGCUUUUUAAAGACUGGAGGUAGGAUAAUUGCGGACUGAACCCUCGGGCUGCGGUCAUAUAUGAGAGCUUGCUCCUCGCGGUCCCCUUUGCCGGGAUGUUUCCAUUGCUUCAUGUUUCAGUAAACAAAGGAGUUUGUGACCAACUAUGUUUUCUUUCUUAAUUUUCCUUAGUUGAUUCUUCUUUCUUCUUUAUACUAGUCUUUGUAGUCUUUCACACUGUUCCUUAUAUUCUCGGCCUCUGAGCAGCCCUAGGUAAGGAUUAUGCCGGCCCCUCCUUUCCUGUGUGGUGGAGCCCCUCUUUCCUUGCUUUCCUCAGGCCUGACUCCCUCUUCCCUGUCUGUCCUGUAGAGUGACCCUGUAGUGGCAAGCAGCCUCUUACUCUUCUGUUAGCUCUGGACUCUCACACUGAAGCUAAUCUCCUGACUUACUAGGAUCAUUGGGGCUUUGGGUGGGUUUUUGAUGGUUUUGUUUUUUUUUUCCAUGUCUGACCUGUGAUCGUGGUGCAGCAUUUGCUGAAAUUUAGCCUUGUUUUAACUCCACUCCUACUUUUUUCUCUUUUUUUAACAUUUUUGACAAAUAAACAUUUUUAACACUUAA
Messenger RNA from Elephantulus edwardii (Cape elephant shrew), 1828 nucleotides. It is a transcript of the gene RBM4B, whose product is annotated as RNA binding motif protein 4B. Bases 171 to 1241 code for a protein of 356 amino acids. NCBI's taxonomy places the organism in Eukaryota, Metazoa, Chordata, Mammalia, Macroscelidea, Macroscelididae. Gene Ontology annotation, biological process: mRNA splicing, via spliceosome. Gene Ontology annotation, molecular function: zinc ion binding; mRNA binding. The transcript is spliced from 4 exons. The record is from RefSeq and is a predicted model, not a curated record. Gene Ontology annotation, cellular component: nuclear speck.